Paecilomyces variotii is the source of this 1208-nucleotide messenger RNA. RefSeq names its product tRNA-splicing endonuclease subunit sen34. Gene Ontology annotation, cellular component: tRNA-intron endonuclease complex. The record is from RefSeq and is a predicted model, not a curated record. Lineage: Eukaryota; Fungi; Ascomycota; Eurotiomycetes; Eurotiales; Thermoascaceae. Gene Ontology annotation, biological process: tRNA splicing, via endonucleolytic cleavage and ligation; tRNA-type intron splice site recognition and cleavage. The coding region runs from base 96 to 1037 and encodes 313 amino acids. Gene Ontology annotation, molecular function: nucleic acid binding; tRNA-intron lyase activity. The transcript has 2 exons.
GCUCUGGUCUUUGCAGGCCAAAACCAGAGUAUUCUCUUUCAUCUCUAGCUUAUGUGAAUGAAGGUACGAGUUUUCUGCUUUCGUCUGUCUCCGCCAUGAGCACCAGCAAGCAGAUUCUACCGAGUCUGCCAAUCCAGAUUUCCUUUGUGUCUGGCCGUUAUCUGCUCUUUUCUAUCGAUGCAGUUACAUAUCUACGACGUGAACACAAUAUCUGUGGCGUCCUCAUUGGCACUCUUCCCCAAAUCCCACAGCAGAAUGUGUUCCUCGGUCUCCCCCUCGAGUUGAUGCCCGAAGAGGCAAGGCUCUUGGUUGACAAGGGAGUCGCUUGCAUCGUGGAUGAAAAGAAGGCGCACAAUGAUGGGAUGAAAGCGCUCAUGCAAGAAGAUAGAAGGCGCUAUCUGCAGGACUUGGAACACGAAGGACUCCAGGCUUCACGUAUACAAGCAGAGAAAAAGGAGCUGCAGAGAGGAGAAGCCCUGAAGAACCUUGAAAAGAAAAAAAGCGCGAAGGUGAAAGUUACUGACACCGAAACUGCUACUAAAGACCCGGCCGUAGCAGAAGAUGAUGUGGAUACAGAGCUCUUUCGUCCAGAUCAACGACCCGGGAGUGCUUUGGCGUCAUCACGCGCAUCUAUCAUUCCGGAUACACCGUUUGGCAUUACCCCAGCAACAUCCUAUCCACCUCUUCAAAGCCAAGCGCAGCCUGGAUUACUGCUGCCCAAACCAGAUGUGCCAGCAUCUUAUCCGUUAUACGCGCAUCUCCACUCGAAAGGAUAUUUUCUUGCACCCGGUCUGCGCUUUGGUUGUCAAUAUCUAGCCUACCCUGGUGACUCGCUAAGGUUCCAUUCUCACUUCCUAGUUGUCGCGGCUGACUGGGAGGAGGAAAUUGAUCUAAUGGACAUCAUUGUCGGCGGGCGUAUGGGAACUGGAGUAAAGAAAGGCUUUCUGAUCGGAGGGGCUGAAAAGACGCUCCCCACAUCGGAAUCUGACACUAAUGACAGCGUACGCACAUUUAGCAUUGAGUGGGCUGGAAUGUGAGCGAUUGCUAGAUCUGCUUUCUACUCACGAAGGCGGUGCUCUAAGCUGUGCCUGUCUGCAGCUCUUAUUUUCUCCGUAACAGGAGUAUCUGAUGCAGUCGUACAACACUUCCGUGUAUACGGAGUCCAGUUGUCUGGCAUAGCAUAAUAUGCAACGGAUCCACGGACAGAA